AUGGGAGAGGCGGCCGUGGCCGCGGGGCCUUGCCCACUGCGCGAGGAUAGCUUCACGCGCUUCUCGUCGCAGAGCAAUGUGUACGGGCUGGCGGGCGGCGCGGGCGGGCGCGGGGAGCUGCUGGCCGCCACUCUUAAAGGCAAGGUGCUGGGCUUCCGCUACCAGGACCUCCGACAGAAAAUCCGGCCCGUGGCCAAGGAGCUGCAGUUCAACUACAUUCCCGUGGACGCAGAGAUUGUCUCCAUCGACACCUUCAACAAAUCACCCCCAAAGCGGGGUCUGGUUGUGGGGAUCACGUUCAUCAAGGAUUCAGGAGACAAGGGCAGCCCGUUUCUUAACAUUUACUGCGACUACGAGCCCGGCUCUGAGUACAAUCUUGACUCCAUUGCCCAGAGCUGCCUGAACCUGGAACUCCAGUUCACUCCUUUCCAGCUGUGCCAUGCAGAGUAUGUAAGCCACAGGGUCCAGGUCGGGAAUCAGCUGGAGACGGUGUUUCUCCUGAGCGGGAAUGACCCGGCCAUUCAUCUCUACAAGGAGAACGAGGGGCUGCAUCAGUUUGAAGAACAGCCCGUGGAAAACCUCUUCCCAGAGCUCACGAAUCUGACCAGUAGCGUCCUCUGGCUUGAUGUCCAUAAUCUCCCCGGCACGUCCCGGCGACUCUCAGCUCUGGGCUGUCAGAGCGGUUAUGUCCGAGUGGCCCACGUGGACCAGCGAAGUCAAGAGGUUCUACAGACAUGGGCGAUCCUGCAGGACGGCCCCAUCUCCCGAGUGAUCGUGUUCAGCCUCUCAGCCCCCGAGGAAACCCAGGACCGGCCACAGCGGGAAGAGUACAGUGUGCUCGUGGCCAGCAUGUUGGAGCCAGCGGUGGUGUAUCGGGACCUGCUGAGCCGAGGCCUUGAGGACCAGCUUCUCCUGCCCGCCAGUGACCAGUUUGACAGCGUCCUCUGCGGCUUGGUCACCGACAUAGAUCUGGACGGGCGCCCCGAAGUCCUGGUGGCCACCUACGGACAGGAGCUGCUCUGUUACAAGUACCGCGGCCCGGAGUCCGGGCUCCCCGAGGCCGAGCGUGGAUUCCACCUGCUGUGGCGGCGUGGCUUUUCCAGCCCGCUGCUGGCGCUGGCACACGUGGACCUGACCGGGGACGGGCUGCGGGAGCUCGCCGUGGUCUCCCUGAAGGGCGUGCACAUCCUGCAGCACAGCCUGGUCCAGGCCUCGGAGCUGGUCCUGACCCGGCUUCGGCAGCAAGCGCAGCAGAGGAGACGCCAGUCACAAAGGCCUGGGGACAGGGCGGCUCCAGGGCCUGCUGAGACCCCGGCCACCUGAGCUCCCACCCACCUCUGGCCCCAGACGCAGGGGUGAUUCACUGGGACCGUCACCUUUAGCCCUUCAUGGCAGGGAAGCAUCCCGAAGGAGG
This is a messenger RNA of Hyaena hyaena (striped hyena), 1414 nucleotides long. RefSeq names its product kaptin, actin binding protein (gene KPTN). The coding region runs from base 1 to 1323 and encodes 440 amino acids. Gene Ontology annotation, molecular function: actin filament binding. The transcript has 12 exons. The record is from RefSeq and is a predicted model, not a curated record. NCBI's taxonomy places the organism in Eukaryota, Metazoa, Chordata, Mammalia, Carnivora, Hyaenidae. Gene Ontology annotation, biological process: cellular response to amino acid starvation; actin filament organization; negative regulation of TORC1 signaling. Gene Ontology annotation, cellular component: actin cytoskeleton; KICSTOR complex; lamellipodium.